AUGCGUCUGGUGAUUUUGAAUGAAGAAAGGCGAUUGCUAUUUGACAGUGAAACCGUUAUACCGGCUCAAUCCCCCGGUAUUCCACCAACUGCCAAGCCAUCGCAAUGUGGACGAUUUAAGCUGCUUCGCCAUCGAUCCGACGUUUCGGCCAUCGGACAGAUGGUAUUCGGUUCGAUGUCGACGAUGAAAUGUGACUCGUUUAAAAUUCAUCAUCUUAGUAGUACAAAACAAUUAAUGGUGAGCCGAGUGAUCUCAGUCCCGAAAUCUGCAAAACCUUUGAGUAGUGAAUGUAAAGUUUUAUUGGAAAGUGUUGGUUGUAUUGAAGCCGAAGGUAACUAUUCGACAAUUCGUUCUUUGGAAGGAAUGCGACAACGAAACCAUCAUAACUCACAUUGUGUGGAACCACCGGAAGGUUUUUCACGAGUACGUAACGCUUCGUUGCAAUUGGAUUCCGAAGAGACGGUUCCACUGGAAUCGUUAAGGGCAUUCUCACCGAAUCGUUUAUCAAGAUAUCGUCGAUUACAACUAUCGCAGCGUGGUAAUUUAUGUGAUGAAAAUAACUCUGGCCGAUGGAGUAGUCGAAGUCGUUUGAGUAGUUGUAGUUCAGCGAAUGAUGAAGAUACAAGACAAUAUGCUGUUGGUGUUCUUUUCAGAGAGGAUGAACGUCAAUUCUUACUGCAGCAUAUUCCUUUGAUCGAAUUCGAAAUGCUGAAGCUUGAAACGCAAAUUGUAAAAGCGUCUUUGUCGAGAACUCACUUCCUUCAUCUUGUCUAUCAGGGAUGGUCGAAACUGGUGAAUGCAAUGUGCGUUAUUCACAAUACACCCAGGUUACGUGCACCCGUAUGGCUGAGUCUGAUGGACGAGAAAUUGUAUGCAUCAACAGCCAAUAAAUUUUGUUCUACGUUAUCGAAGUUAAUCUCUGAACAUGACCAUAAAACAAACGGAUUUUUUGUAUCAACGCUGUUAUCAUCGCUGUUAAUGAAUCAUUUGGCAUGGGUGGCGAGUGUUGCUUCAACAGAUCAGUGUGCUGACCUCGAGCGAUCGUUGCUUCUCGGCACGAAUGAAUACUCGGACAUCUACCAUCAUCCCUACAAUGCGCACCUAGCACAGUACAUGGAAAUAAGCGGAAGUGUGGGCAGUGCAGCACGUCUGGCCAGAACAGUGAUAAUGGGUGAUGAUAUGCUACUUGUCACACAACUGCUCUACGUCCUUUCCUACUUUGUUCGAUGCUCAAUAAUUCAUCCGAACUUACGCUUAGCUGGAAAAUGGUCAUCGCAACCUCAGUUGAAGUGUUUUUCGCCAUCUUCUUGUCAAAAACUCUCCAAAGAGCAACCACCACUCACGAAUGUAAUCGAAACCAAACCGAUAUUCUCGGAUGCGAAAUCAGCACAUUCAAAUGGUGAUGAAAACGGUUCGUCGUCGUGCGGUGAAUCAAUGGAUCUUGAGGAAGAGGAGGGUAGAUGUGUUUUGCAUGAGGAUGAAACAGCAGAGGAUGACUGGAAUCUACAAAUGGAGCAAACACUGGAGAAGUGCUCGUUUUUCGAUUCAACUCUGGCUCGAUCGCUUCUGGCCGGACCGUGUGAAUCGUAUUGUUCACAUUUCGUUUUGUCUGGUCUAAAACGUUCGAAUAUUAAUUUCACUGAGACAUUAUCAUCGAUGAUCGAUCAUGUGAAAAACGGUGAAUCGGAAUUGUUUUGUGCAUCUUCUCCGGAAUCGUCAAGUUCAUCGACUGCUUCUGAUACGGCACUCUUCAGUCCAACGGUCAUUGUUUUCGCUGACACGAACAACUACACUGUUAAAGUGAUCUCAGGAGACGAAUGUAAUGUGCAAGAAAAUGUAAUGGUUGCACCAUGCGAGGCAAUCGUAGCCAUGCUAGAACAGUUCAAUGAUCUCUAUCGUAUCGGAGCAGCACCAUCCUUUUUGAUAUCGUUUCUUGAGGAUUCACUCGGUGACAUUUUAGCUAAGUCAUUCUCAUUAGUUGAAAUGUUAGGUGCUGAUUUCGGUCAGCAACAACAACAACAGCAACAGCAACAAAGGAAUACUCCGCAUGUAUCCUCAUCACAUCGUUUCAGCAGAUCAUCCUCCUAUCACGCCACUCACAAACUUUCUUCAUCGACCAUUUCGGCUGAACGAGUUGCAAAUGUAAUCGGUUGUGACUAUUCAGAUCUGCGACUAAUCGCCAACGUCGCAGCCGUUUACUUUCCACCCGUUUUGCAACUUCUCAUUUGA
Molecule: messenger RNA, 2229 nt
Organism: Anisakis simplex (herring worm)
Lineage: Eukaryota; Metazoa; Nematoda; Chromadorea; Rhabditida; Anisakidae
Source: the annotation of a GenBank genome assembly